This is a messenger RNA of Mytilus trossulus (common blue mussel), 406 nucleotides long. RefSeq lists its product as uncharacterized. The record is from RefSeq and is a predicted model, not a curated record. The coding region runs from base 41 to 406 and encodes 121 amino acids. The transcript has 3 exons. Lineage: Eukaryota; Metazoa; Mollusca; Bivalvia; Mytilida; Mytilidae.
UAUAGUGUUAAUGUCAUAAGACACGCUCAUCUAAUCUAUAAUGGAAUUAAAUCCAGCAAGUGUAUUUGACAACGGUAAUUUGAAAUGGAGUACCGUGGUAUAUUUCUUCAUACCAAUGAUGUGUUUGUCUGAAGCCGUUAUUCAAUCAUGUGUGUUUAUUCCAAACGAUUUCCAAAGAAAUAAUAAUAAAUGUUUAGAAUAUUGGACAGCAAGAGACAUGACACAUGGCUGCAUUUUCAAUCCAAUAAAUCUAGAGUUCACUGGUAGGACCAAGACAUUUCAAGAUGAAUAUUUAAUAACAGUCAACACCACUGAUCAUAUUACAAUGGAGACUAUUGAAAUAUGGGUACAAAGAAAAGAUGGCAUAUGUUUAAAUAACUGUUGUCGUAAGUGCUUACGUAAUUAG